CUGCUGUCCACAUCAUCCGCACCAAACUACUGAACACGGAUUGACGUUUGAUACGUGCAUUACAUUUAUUAUUAUUUUGAGUUUCAUCUCGAAAAAAGAGUAAAAAUGGAUGAGCUAGACAAAACUCAACUUGUGCUGCUCAAGAAUGCCUUCGACGCUUUCGACCACGAGAAGAAGGGGGUCAUCGCGACCGACAUGAUUGGCACCAUCCUGGAAAUGUUAGGGCAUGAGCUGGACGAAGCCUCACUCAACGAAAUUAUUUCUGAAGUGGACCAAGAUGGUUCGGGAGAGUUGGAGUUUGCUGAGUUCUGCUCGCUAGCCGCUAAGUUCCUGACAGAAGACGAGGAGCCCGACGAUGAAGCCAUGGUCAAGGAGCUCAGGGAAGCCUUCCGGUUAUAUGACAAAGAAGGCAACGGCUACAUAACGACGGACGUGCUGAUGGAGAUCUUCAAGGAGCUGGACAACACCAUCACCAACGACGACCUGGAGACCAUGAUCGAGGAGAUUGACGCUGACGGAUCUGGCACCGUGGACUUUGAGGAGUUCCUUGAGGUGAUGACGGGUGAAUAGAACAACAAACCAACCCAUAAAUUAGUUAGGAUUACAAUAAAUUUAUAUUUUGUAAGAUUUUAAUUUUAUGAAACGACCAAAAUAUAAUUCUCAAUGCAUUCACUUUUUGCGAUUGUUGCGAUAUUUAUAUUUUGAUGACUACUUUUUGAUUCCUUUUUGAUUUGUUAAGUAAACAAUAAAUCUGCGCGCAGCUCUACGUUUUAUAAAAUAAAGAAAUUAUAAAUCCAA
Messenger RNA from Plutella xylostella (diamondback moth), 798 nucleotides. Its product is annotated as troponin C, isoallergen Bla g 6.0101. Gene Ontology annotation, molecular function: calcium ion binding. NCBI's taxonomy places the organism in Eukaryota, Metazoa, Arthropoda, Insecta, Lepidoptera, Plutellidae. The record is from RefSeq and is a predicted model, not a curated record. Gene Ontology annotation, cellular component: myosin II complex.